AUGGCGGCGGUGGUGCCUGAUCGCAUGAAGGCGGCGUGUCCUGACGUCCAGCAAUUCGCGAAGAGAGCGGCCCAGUUGCAGAAGUUCCGGCCGAUCGUCAGCUACUGGUGCGAAUACUACAUCCUCCAACUUAUCCUCGCCAAGAAUCUCCACACCGCCGAUGAAGAGUGCGCCCAGUACGCCGCCCAGUUAAUGGACAAGCUGGAACAGUACAAGGAUGCGAACAAGGGCAACGAUGCUAUAGAAGACGAGGUCGCGUCAAAAGCAUAUAUUGAGAACUUCGCGCUGGAAACACUCAACAAGGGCGAAAAGGCGCAGACAACGAACACAGUGUCAAAGGCAACACCUGAUACAUUCCAGGCAGCAAUGACCUUCAUGGAGCUGUUGAACAUAUGGGGGCCCCUCGAGCCUGAAGUGCGUGAAAAGAUAAAAUAUGCAAAAUACCACGCCGUGAGGAUAGCGAGGGCGUGCAAAGAAGGAACGGAUCCAAAUUUGACGAACCCGGUUGUGGAGCAGCCGGCCCAGCAAGAUCAGAUCAUGGAAGACGGCAUUGAAGAGGAGUUGAAGAAUUUGGAGAACGAUGCGGGUGUGUACAAGCAACCAACUGUUGAGAGUGCGCCCGAAAGUGCUCUGCCUUCCAGGCCAGAGUCUACGCUUCAUCAAGAUCAACCACGGCUGCCACUCGGAACAGCAGAUGAGAACGCCGCACCCCAGGAGCCAGACAUUUCGCCUAUCGAUCCAGCAGACAAUGCCAACAGUAGAGCGGGUUCCGUUGGUGGUGGCUACUUCCCUUCAGUACCAGACGCUCCCUCGAAUGUCAACAGCGCUGGGCCAGUCACGCAACCGCCAUCGUCGACGCAAACGUUCACCACUUCGGACCUGGCCGAUUUCUACAGCCAGCCCACAGCACAGCAACAUACUGCACCUCCUCCAGCUGAUCUCGGCCGACCGAGUGCACCGACUCUUCAUCAAGCGACAGUCGGCCCACCAUCCGUGCCUCACAUACCUUCGCCAUCUCCUGCGAUGCCGCCGCCGCCGCCGCCGCCGCCGCUCGUCCAAGCCGCACCUGCGCCAGUUCAGUCGAUACCGCCGCAAACUGCACAUGGCGGUCCACCACCAGGUGGCUACCGGACCGACGACGACUCAAUCAUGGCAGCACAAAAGCAUGCGAAGUGGGCCAUCUCGGCUCUCAACUUCGAGGACGUCAACACCGCCGUGAAGGAGUUGAGAAUCGCGCUGAAUAGCCUGGGAGCUAGCUGA
Molecule: messenger RNA, 1260 nt
Organism: Zasmidium cellare ATCC 36951
Lineage: Eukaryota; Fungi; Ascomycota; Dothideomycetes; Mycosphaerellales; Mycosphaerellaceae
Exons: 2
Coding region: 1-1260 (419 amino acids)
Biological process (GO): late endosome to vacuole transport via multivesicular body sorting pathway
Cellular component (GO): multivesicular body
Source: RefSeq, a predicted model, not a curated record